UGUGCUCGAGGCAGCACAGCGCAACGGGAAGAGUCAUGCGGGUAUACUAUGAAGAUUCAUAUCGCUGUGGCUAUUAUCAUCGCCAUAAUCGCCCAAAUAUCGAGAUUGAUGUUUUCUCCGGCUGGGGUGGCUCAUAUUAUCAGGCGCCGAUUGCAAGGCCCGAAGUCGUCGUAGUCAAUCAGGCGCCCACCUACGUGCCCCCAGUAGCUGCUGGCCCCAUGAUGAUGCCACAGCCAUACGGCGGCAUGUCCGUGGCCACCACCGGCUACUACCAGCAGCAGCAGCAGCAGACCUAUCAAUACCAACAGCAAUAUCCCCAUGCCAACAAUCCGCCCUAUCCGCAAUGGUAGACAAACUGCCCAAUCGAACGACUAAAGCUCCGUGAAUUAUUAAAGCACAUUCGAACAGAAAUGAAUCUAUAAUCUGCCAUUGU
Molecule: messenger RNA, 433 nt
Organism: Drosophila hydei
Lineage: Eukaryota; Metazoa; Arthropoda; Insecta; Diptera; Drosophilidae
Exons: 2
Coding region: 36-350 (104 amino acids)
Source: RefSeq, a predicted model, not a curated record